GAGGCGCGCUUCUCUUUCUCGCCCCAUUCGCGGCGAGGGUGGCCGAGGAGGCGAGUCGGGAGGCGCUCGUGGGAACGCGGCCAGCCGGGGCGGGGAUGGCCGGGACGGCGCAGGAGAAGAACACGCUGCUGCACCUCUUGGCCGGAGGGUGUGGGGGGACAGUGGGGGCUAUCUUCACGUGCCCCCUGGAAGUCAUCAAGACGAGGCUGCAGUCUUCCAAGCUGGCAUUCCGAGCCGUCUACUACCCCCAAGUCCAGCUGGGGACUAUCAGCGGUGCAGGGGUGGUCAGGCCAACCUCGGUGUCGCCCGGACUCCUCCAGGUUCUCAAGUCCAUUUUGGAAAAAGAAGGGCCCAGGUCACUCUUCCGGGGACUAGGACCAAACUUGGUUGGGGUCGCGCCAUCGAGGGCGGUGUACUUUGCAUGUUACUCCAAAGCCAAGGAGCUGUUCAACAACGUGUUCGUGCCGAACAGCAACAUUGUCCACGUCUGUGCAGCUGGUUCUGCAGCCUUUAUCACUAAUUCGCUGAUGAACCCCAUCUGGAUGGUGAAGACGAGGAUGCAGCUGGAGAGAAGAGUCAGAGGCUCAAAGCAGAGGAACGCGUUGCAGUGUGCCGGCUAUGUCUACCGGACGGAGGGGGUCCGGGGCUUCUACCGGGGCCUCACAGCCUCCUACGCCGGCAUCUCAGAAACCAUCAUCUGCUUUGCUAUUUACGAGAAGCUGAAGAAGCACGUGAACAACGUCCGUCUGUCCCCUUCUCCCGCCGGCGGGUCGGAGCGAAACUCCACCAACUUUUUUGGGCUAAUGGCCGCCGCCGCUAUUUCCAAGGGUUGCGCAUCCUGCAUCGCUUACCCACACGAGGUUAUACGAACGAGACUUCGAGAGGAAGGCACCAAAUAUAAGACGUUUGUUCAAACGGCCCGGUUGGUGGCCCGGGAGGAGGGUUACUUGGCCUUCUACCGAGGACUCUUUGCUCAGCUCAUGAGGCAGAUCCCCAAUACGGCCAUCGUCUUGUCGACCUACGAGUUGAUCGUCUACCUCUUAGAAGACCGCGUUAAAUAGCACACCGGAAAUGGAAUGCAUUGCUCAAUGGACAGACUCCACGAGGCCAGUUUUCUCCCUGAAAUGGCGACCCUUUUUUUUUUUUCCACUGUUGGCGCAGGACCGGAGAACAGUUUGGAAUCUGUUGAACACGUUGCUUUAUUUAAAAAAAAGCAAAUUUUACUUUCUCCCUCCUUUUCCUUUUGGGUACCUGUUUCCAGGAAGGUUUUGUCUUUAAUUCAUGUUUGUAGUUAAUUAUAUAACUUUUUUUAACUUAAAGAAGUGAGUUUCGAAGCUUAAUGAUGACUAAAUUAAAUCACAUUAUUUAAUUUA
This is a messenger RNA of Heteronotia binoei (common prickly gecko), 1373 nucleotides long. It is a transcript of the gene SLC25A33, whose product is annotated as solute carrier family 25 member 33. Gene Ontology annotation, molecular function: pyrimidine nucleotide transmembrane transporter activity. The transcript has 7 exons. NCBI's taxonomy places the organism in Eukaryota, Metazoa, Chordata, Lepidosauria, Squamata, Gekkonidae. The coding region runs from base 96 to 1061 and encodes 321 amino acids. The record is from RefSeq and is a predicted model, not a curated record. Gene Ontology annotation, biological process: pyrimidine nucleotide import into mitochondrion. Gene Ontology annotation, cellular component: mitochondrion.